Molecule: messenger RNA, 1555 nt
Organism: Magnolia sinica
Lineage: Eukaryota; Viridiplantae; Streptophyta; Magnoliopsida; Magnoliales; Magnoliaceae
Product: ATP phosphoribosyltransferase 2, chloroplastic-like
Exons: 11
Coding region: 160-1335 (391 amino acids)
Biological process (GO): L-histidine biosynthetic process
Cellular component (GO): cytoplasm
Molecular function (GO): magnesium ion binding; ATP phosphoribosyltransferase activity
Source: RefSeq, a predicted model, not a curated record
AGAGUCUCGGAUGUUUUACGCGCUGCGUAAAACAGGCGUUUUAGGCAAUUCCAGUCGAGGUGCCCUAAGAAUCUCGCCCGAAUCUCUCCCUCUUAAAACUCUUGCGCGGCGGCGAGCUGCAGCUAUUGGAUUCCUCAUUUCCGAAACUGCCCCAGGACCAUGGCCUAUUUACAAGCUCUCCUUCAGCAAUGCCCUUCCACCUUCUUCUCCAGGUCUUCCUCUCCUCCUCGCAUUCCUCCCAAACUCUCUGCAAUCUCUUGCUGCUCUUCUGCAACUACCUUCACUCUUGUCGAUGGAACCGUCGAGAGAAGCGCGUCGGAUAGAAACGCCGUUCGUCUCGGCUUGCCGAGCAAAGGUCGUCUUGGCACCGAAACCCUCGAACUGCUCAAGAAUUGCCAGUUGUCUGUCAGGCAGUUGAAUCCACGACAGUACGUUGCAGACAUUCCACAGAUCUCAAACUUGGAAGUCUGGUUUCAGCGGCCAAAAGAUAUUGUUCGCAAAUUGCGAUCUGGGGAUCUUGACCUUGGUAUUGUAGGUCUUGACACAUUCAGUGAAUACGGACAGGGUGAUGAGGAUUUGAUCAUAGUUCAUGAUGCACUUGAGUAUGGAGAUUGUCAUUUGUCCAUCGCAAUUCCUAGGUAUGGGAUUUUUGAAAAUAUCAAUUCCCUGAGCGAGCUGGCCCAAAUGCCUCAAUGGACCAUUGAGAAACCUCUGCGGAUUGCAACUGGGUUUACCUAUUUGGGUCCAAAGUUUAUGAGAGAGAGGGGAUUGAAGCAUGUCACUUUCUCAACUGCUGAUGGAGCAUUGGAGGCAGCUCCUGCUAUGGGAAUUGCGGAUGCUAUUAUCGAUCUUGUAAGUAGUGGGACAACAUUACGUGAAAAUAAUUUAAAAGAAAUUGAAGGCGGAGUUGUCUUAGAAAGCCAGGCUGUCCUGGUUGCAAGCAAGAAAUCCCUGAUCCGGCAGAAUGGUGUCCUUGACACCACCCAUGAGAUUCUAGAAAGACUUGAAGCACAUCUAAGGGCACUUGGUCAAUUCACGGUGACUGCCAACAUGAGGGGGAGCAGUAUGCAGGAAGUUGCUGAGAGAGUUCUGAGCCAGCCAUCAUUAUCUGGGUUGCAGGGGCCUACAAUAAGUCCGGUCUUCUGCAAACGUGAUGGGAAGGUCACACCGGACUACUAUGCGAUUGUCAUAUGUGUACCCAAAAAGGCACUCUAUAAAUCAGUUCAGCAGCUUCGAGCUAUUGGUGGCAGUGGGGUUCUGAUUUCUCCAUUGACAUACAUUUUUGAUGAAGAGACUCCAAGAUGGCGCAAUCUUCUCAUCCAACUUGGACUGUAAUUGUCUAGCAGUUGUCUUCAAUGGCAUUUUUGGAGGUUGGUUUUUGUAGAAGCAAGUUGUUGGAGGCAGCAUGUCUUUAAUAGUUAAACCAUUUAUUUAGUUGGAUUUUGAAAUCUUUGUGCAAAAUCUCAUCAAUUUGGAGUGUUAAUGUAUUUGAGAAUCCUAUUUGCAUGUAAAUUUUCUAUUUAAUUUAAACAAGUUCCUUUUCUUGCUUUGCUCU